Messenger RNA from Helianthus annuus (common sunflower), 1883 nucleotides. Its product is annotated as amino acid permease 3. The transcript has 7 exons. Gene Ontology annotation, cellular component: plasma membrane. Lineage: Eukaryota; Viridiplantae; Streptophyta; Magnoliopsida; Asterales; Asteraceae. The coding region runs from base 211 to 1686 and encodes 491 amino acids. The record is from RefSeq and is a predicted model, not a curated record.
AUUCACAUCCAUUUCUUCAAUCUUCAUAUCAAUAUCCUCUGCUUUCAAUUCUCUACCUCAAAGCAGAGUUUACAUACAUAUAUAUAUCCACACUAAAGUCAAAUUGAGUUUUGACUCCUUAAAUUCACCUCAACUUUAGUAUCUAUCUUGAGAAUUGUAACAUCAAAAUCACCAGUUUUGAUUCAAUUCUACACAGAAUAUCAAACCAAAAUGGGUGAAAACGCGGCCACGAAGCACCAACAAGCGUUCGAGCUGGGCGGAGGGUUCGCUCCUCAGGGGCCGUCGAAGUGCUUUGAUGACGACGGUCGUCUUAAAAGAACUGGGACUGUUUGGACUGCAAGUGCACAUAUCAUAACUGCGGUCAUCGGGUCCGGUGUGUUGUCACUGGCAUGGGCUACCGCGCAGCUUGGUUGGAUCGCAGGACCGACGGUUCUGUUUCUGUUCUCAUUUGUGACUUAUUACACGUCGUGCCUUCUCGCUGCCUGCUACCGAUCUGGAGACUCUGUUACUGGGAAAAGGAACUAUACUUAUAUGGAAGCUGUUCAAAAUAAUCUUGGUGGAUUUCAAGUUAAACUUUGUGGAAUGAUCCAGUACUUCAAUCUUGUGGGUGUAGCAAUAGGGUACACAAUUGCAGCAUCCAUCAGCAUGAUAGCAAUAAAAAGAGCAGAUUGCUUCCAUGAGAAAGGACAUCAUAACCCAUGUAAAGUAGAUGGUACACCAUACAUGGUCAUGUUUGGUGUUGCAGAAAUCUUGUUCUCUCAGAUCCCAGAUUUUGAUCAGAUUUCAUGGCUCUCAAUGUUGGCUGCAGUCAUGUCCUUCACAUAUUCUUCCAUUGGUCUAGGCCUUGGGAUUUUUAAAGUUGCUGAAAAUAAAAAGAUUAAAGGAAGUCUGACUGGUAUUAGCAUUGGUACGGUGACUUCAAGUGGGAGUACUGUAACUGAAACUCAGAAGAUAUGGAGGAGCUUUCAAGCUCUUGGAGCCAUUGCUUUUGCUUAUUCUUAUUCCCUCAUCCUCAUUGAAAUUCAGGAUACAAUCAAGUCACCACCAGCUGAGUACAAAACCAUGAAGAAAGCAACUAUGAUAAGUGUAGUCACAACAACGAUCUUUUACAUGUUUUGUGGAUGCUUUGGCUACGCCGCAUUCGGUGACAUGGCACCCGGAAACCUACUCACCGGUUUUGGUUUCUACAACCCUUUUUGGCUUCUUGACAUUGCAAAUGCCGCAAUUGUAAUCCACCUUGUCGGGGCGUAUCAAGUCUACUGCCAACCCUUAUUCGCCUUUGUGGAAAACACGGCUGCUAAGUACUUCCCCGAAAGCAAGUUCAUCAACCACAACAUUGAGAUCCCGAUCCCAAUCGGUGGAUACAAACCCUAUAAACUCAACUUGUUCCGUUUAAUUUGGAGAACUCUCUUCGUGUGCAUGACGACAGUUGUUGCAAUGUUGAUGCCAUUUUUUAAUGAUGUUGUUGGGAUCCUUGGGGCAUUUGGGUUUUGGCCAUUAACAGUUUAUUUCCCGGUGGAGAUGUACAUUGUUCAGAAGAAAAUACCCAAGUGGAGUACGCGAUGGGUUUCGUUGCAAAUACUGAGUGCGGCUUGUCUAAUUAUCUCGAUUUGUGCUGCAGCAGGAUCGUUUGCUGGUGUGUUUUCUGAUCUUAAGGUCUACCAUCCCUUCAAGACAAUGUAUUGAUUGCGGAUUAAAAGGUGUUGUUGGAAUGAAAAAUUUUAGGAAACUCAAGAAAAUUUCAAUACACGUUGAUGUUAAAGAUAAAACAAUCCGAAAGAGAGGGAUUGUCAUUCUACCUUUGUACUUUUGUUGUUUUUUGUUUGUAUGUAUGUAUUUCAAGUAAUGGAAUCAAGUUAAUCCCAACAAUUGCUACUUCUCAA